Messenger RNA from Seriola dumerili (greater amberjack), 2043 nucleotides. Its product is annotated as photoreceptor-specific nuclear receptor-like. Gene Ontology annotation, biological process: negative regulation of transcription by RNA polymerase II; positive regulation of transcription by RNA polymerase II; anatomical structure development. The transcript has 8 exons. NCBI's taxonomy places the organism in Eukaryota, Metazoa, Chordata, Actinopteri, Carangiformes, Carangidae. Bases 349 to 1656 code for a protein of 435 amino acids. Gene Ontology annotation, molecular function: zinc ion binding; RNA polymerase II cis-regulatory region sequence-specific DNA binding; nuclear receptor activity. The record is from RefSeq and is a predicted model, not a curated record.
UUUGAGGAGCUGCCACCGAGGAGCACCCACAGACAGUGACUGACCCCGACGGCCAGAGGGAGGACACACAACCUGUUGACGUGCAACAAGUGUCAGCCCCGAGCUCAUGGCAGGACCCCAGCCCAUCUGCAUCUCCGCACCAGAGCCUGCAGCACAGUAGAGGCUCAACCCGCCAUCUGUCCACCGGGGACCACCGGAGACCCCUUACAGCUCCACAGCUCAACUUUUCACAGAACUCAAAAGGAACUUGAACUUCGGACGUUGUAUCUUUUGAAAAGGACGAAUACUUUACAACAAAGUUUCUCAUCUCCAGCCGUCACCGAUCGAGGAGACAUUUUCAGUGGAAAAAUGAUGGAGGAUCACCUGUUGAAGAUCCCCAUGCUGCCGUCCUCUUCCCCCACUGAGUCGUCUGCCAGCGGCGGGACUGAUGACAGCAGAGGAGCCAAGAGUCCAGCCCCGGGAAAAGCUCUGAGCCCGGCUCUGGUCUGCAAAGUGUGCGGAGACACCAGCAGCGGGAAACACUACGGCAUCUACGCCUGCAACGGCUGCAGCGGCUUCUUCAAACGCAGCGUGAGGAGGAGGCUCAUUUACAGGUGCCAGGCCGGUACAGGCAUGUGUCCGGUGGACAAAGCUCAUCGCAACCAGUGCCAGGCAUGUCGGCUGAAGAAGUGCCUGCAGGCGGGCAUGAACAAGGACGCGGUGCAGAACGAGCGGCAGCCCCGCAGCACAGCUCAGGUCCGUCUGGACUCCAUCGACGUGGACCCUGAGAAGGAGCACUUGGCCACCACACGGGAGCCCACCUGCUCUUCUUCCUCCUCCUCCUCCUCCUCUUCCUCCUCCUCCGGCGGCUCCGUCAUCACGUGGCCCCACAUCACCUCCUCCAUGUCCAUCACCUCCUCUGUCGCCCCCCAGCGCUGCGUCAGUCCCCAGAACAACCACCGCUUCAUGGCCAGCCUCAUGACGGCUGAAACCUGCGCCAAGCUGGAGCCCGAGGACGUUGAUGAAAACAUCGACGUAACCAGCAACGAGCCGGAGAGAGCGUCCUCGGAGUAUCACAUGGCUCUGUACCCGUCCAGCUCCGAGAACGUGUACGAGACCUCGGCGAGGCUGCUCUUCAUGUCGGUGAAGUGGGCCAAGAACCUGCCCGUGUUUUCCAACCUGCCCUUCAGAGACCAGGUGAUCCUGCUGGAGGAGGCGUGGAGCGAGCUCUUCCUGCUCUGUGCCAUCCAGUGGUCUCUGCCGCUGGACAGCUGCCCGCUGCUCUCUCUGCCGGACCUUUGCCCCGGCAUGCAGGGAAAGACCAGCUACACCAGCCUGGACCUGCGCCUCCUGCAGGAGGUCUUCACCCGCUUCAAGGCCAUCGCCGUCGACCCCACAGAGUUCGCCUGCCUCAAGGCCAUCGUGCUCUUCAAGCCAGAGACUCGUGGUUUGAAAGAUCCAGAACAAGUGGAGAACCUGCAGGAUCAGUCUCAAGUGAUGCUGGGACAACACAUCCGCUCACACUACCCCAGUCAACCAGCCAGGUUCGGAAAGCUGCUUCUUCUUCUUCCGUCUCUGCGCUUUGUGAACUCGGAGCGGAUAGAGCUGCUGUUCUUCCACAGGACCAUCGGAAACACUCCCAUGGAGAAACUGCUGUGCGACAUGUUCAAAAACUGAGACUGUCACACAGAAACCCAUGCAGUCAUCCACAAUCACGUCUCCUGGUUUGAAAGGAACGACAUUUCACACACACACACACACUUGCUUUGUAUCUGUGUAUACACAUCUGAGAUUCUGCGUGAUGUUAUUUUCUCAAAGGCCACUUUAUUAUUUGUUGUCUCAACAUCAGGUCGUUCUGAAAAUUAAAAUGCAAUUCACUUCUUAUCAUCGUGCUUGCUGUCUAUUUGUAUCAUAUUUAGACUUUGAUUUGUGUCUGAAGUGACUCACGAUCACAGUUCCUCCUCUAGUGUUUCUCUAUGUUUUUUUGUGCAGAUCUUUAUUUGUUUGGUGAUAGAUGGACUGUAUAUCCCUGCUGUCAUUAAUGUCACUGUUACAUUCAUGUUG